Messenger RNA from Kwoniella mangroviensis CBS 8507, 2277 nucleotides. RefSeq lists its product as uncharacterized. Lineage: Eukaryota; Fungi; Basidiomycota; Tremellomycetes; Tremellales; Cryptococcaceae. Gene Ontology annotation, molecular function: primary methylamine oxidase activity; copper ion binding; quinone binding. Gene Ontology annotation, biological process: amine metabolic process. The coding region runs from base 1 to 2277 and encodes 758 amino acids. The record is from RefSeq and is a predicted model, not a curated record. The transcript is spliced from 16 exons.
AUGUCAUCACUCAGUAUUGGCAACGACAAACCCUUGUCAACUUCAGCCCAUCCUCUCGAUCCUUUAUCAGCAGACGAGAUCCGUACUGCCGUCUCAGCGGUACGAACGUUCUUAGGCACCCAUGAAAAUGUCGGGAAGCCAUUAGUUAGACCUCUAUUCAACAGUAUCAGUCUCCGUGAGCCACCUAAAUACGCUGUGCUUCGAUGGUCUGGUUUAUUCGACGAGCAAGAUCUCGAAGCUGUGGGAUCAUCUGGUACAGAGCCAUUGAAACGACAAGCUGAUGUCCACCUCAUCUGCCCUUCCUCAUCUCAAAGCUUCGAAGGAGUGGUCGACCUGCCCUCGAACCUUCCAGGACAGAAGCAGACGUCUGCGGCUGUAUCAGUCUGGACGCCAUUGCCCGAGUUGAUCCAACCAUCACUCCAAACUGAGGAACUCAUAUGGGCCGAGGAGAUCUGCCAGAAGGACGAAAAGGUUCGACUAGCAUGUGAAGCUAUCGGUAUCAAGCAGUCAGACAUUGCUGUUGAUGGCUGGUGCAUUGGUCUCGAUGAACGAUUUCCAGGACGCCGUCUACAACAGUGCUUCAUCUUUGCAAGACUCCGUCCAAACGAUAAUCUCUACGCGCAUCCUUGCGACUUCAUCCCGGUAAUCGAUUCGCACACUGGAGAAGUCCUCACUAUCGACUACCCUCACACUAAUCAGAAGCAAGGCGAAGCCCAUCCUCCUUCAUCUGCGGAAGCUCACGGGGCUAAAGAACCCAGAGAGCGAUUCGCCCCACCCAUGUCUGGACAGAAUUACCUUCCCGAACAAAUCGCUUUAGAUGACCCAACAUUCAAGGUGCGAGAUACAUUGAAACCGCUUCACGUUGUACAGCCCGAAGGAGUCAGCUACUCGUUAGAGGGAAGAGUUCUCAGCUGGCAGAAUUGGAAAUUGCAUAUUGGAUUCGAGUUCCGUGAGGGGCUUGUGCUUUCAAAUAUCACCUAUGACGAUGGCGUCAAGGGGACGAGACCAGUCUUCUACCGAUUAUCGGUAGCAGAGAUGGUUGUUCCAUACGCCAAGACGAUCUUCCCUCACCAUCGAAAGCAAGCGUUCGAUACGGGUGAAUAUGGUGUUGGAGCUCUUGCCAAUUCCCUUGCUCUCGGGUGCGAUUGCUUGGGAAGUAUCACGUACCUCGAUGCGGACUUUGUGACUAGAGCGGGUGGAAUCGAGACGAUCAAGUCGGCGAUUUGCAUACACGAGGAGGACGCUGGGAUCUUACACAAACACACCGACUUCCGUGAUAACCGGGCUCACGUUGCAAGAAACCGUAAACUUGUCAUCUCCUCCAUCUGUACCGUCGCAAACUAUGAGGUCAAAGCUACUGGUAUAGUCAACGCAUAUGCUCUGGCUCCUGGGGAGGCUCGCGAUCCGUCGCAUGAGGUGGAAGUUGCUCCACGUAUAGCUGCUCAACAUCAUCAACAUCUCUUCUCACUACGCGUUGACCCAAUGAUCGAUGGUUUACAGAAUCAAGUGGUUCAAGUGGAUUCGGUCCCCGAUGAUGAGGAUGUUGGCAGUGAUAGUAAUUUCUACGGUAACGGAUUCAAGACUGUCAAAACAUUGUUCAAGAGUAGUAAAGAUAGUGUAUCCAACGCCGAUUCUGCCAAAGCACGAGUUUGGGCGAUCGAGAACCCCAACAAGCAACAUUUCAGCACUGGUGGUAACGUCAGUUAUAAGAUUGUGUCCAAGGACAUGCCACCCAUGUUGGCUAAACCAGGUUCAAUCGUAUGGAAUAGAGCACCGUUCGCCCGACAGAAUAUGUUUGUGACGACGUACUCGGAUGACGAAAAAUUCCCCUCCGAUGUUCACAUAAACCAGAAUCCCGGAGGACCGGACUUUGGUUCCCAACAAUGGAUCAAUAGAGACGAUAACAUCGUUAAUAAGGACGUUGUCUGCUGGCCAUGUUUCGGUGUGACUCACAUCUCCCGACCAGAAGAUUGGCCAAUCAUGCCAGUGGAAAUCCUACGGGUCCACCUCAAACCCUCUGGCUUCUUCGACCGUAAUCCUGGUUUAGACGUCCCGUCAAGUGCUGAUUCUAAAUCACGUUACGCCAAUGAAGCGUUCACGAAAGGGAAAGUGAAUGGACUCAGCAAUGCCAACGCAUCUUAUAGACUUGAAGAAUCAGUUCAGUUCUGUGCAAGAUGGGCUAGAAGCGGUGUGAAGAUAUCAGUGGUCGUAGCUAGUUGUAUUAAUAUGCAUAUCGGAUAUAUCGCUUGGUGGUCACAGGGUGCACCCUUAGCAUAA